GCCGCAGUCCGGGCUGAGCUUAAGGCGGGUCCCGCCCCGCCCUCCGUGCGCCUCCCCAGUCCGCGCUGCAGCCCGGGCUCCCGAGCCGAGCGGCGCCGCGCAGGGCCGAGUGGAGCCGAGCAGCCGCCGCGUCGCGUCGCCGGUUUAAGCGCAGUGCGGGGCCUUGGCCGGGGGCGGCGGUAGUGAGGCCAGAGCCGCGCUCCAGCCCCCUUUUCCCUCCAUGGUUUCUCUCCGCUCCCGCGAGUAACUUGGCUCCGGGGGCUCCGCUCGCCCGCACGCCCGCACGCCGCCCGGGGACCACGCCGCCGCCUCCACCACCAGCCGCCUCCCUCCGACGGCCCUCGCCGCGCAGGCCGGGUCGCCUCUCCCCCCUCCGCCCCCGCCGCGGAAAGUUAAGUUUGGAGAGGGGGGACGAGGGGAACAUGGACAUGAAGAGGAGGAUCCACCUGGAGCUGAGGAACCGGACCCCGGCAGCCGUUCGAGAACUUGUCUUGGACAAUUGCAAAGCAAUGGAUGGAAAAAUUGAGGGGUUAACAGAUGAAUUUGUGAACUUAGAGUUCCUCAGUUUAAUAAGUGUAGGCUUGUUUUCAGUUUCAGACCUCCCGAAGCUACCUAAAUUGAAAAAGCUUGAGCUCAGUGAGAAUAGAAUCUUCGGAGGUCUGGACAGACUAGCCGAAGAACUUCCAAGCCUCACACACCUGAACCUAAGUGGAAAUAACCUGAAAGACAUCAGCACCUUGGAGCCGUUGAAAAGGUUGGAUUGUCUGAAAAGCCUGGAUCUGUUUGGCUGUGAGGUCACUAACCGGAGUGAUUACCGAGAAACUGUCUUCAGGCUUCUGCCCCAGCUGUCCUAUCUGGAUGGCUAUGACCGAGAGGACCAGGAAGCACCUGACUCUGAUGUGGAGGUGGAUAGUGUAGAGGAAGCCCCCGACUCGGAUGGAGAGGUGGAUGGUGUGGACAAAGAGGAAGAGGAUGAAGAAGGAGAGGAGGAAGAGGAAGAGGAAGAUGAGGAUGGUGAGGAAGAGGAAGAUGAAGACGAAGAGGAUGAGGAUGAAGAUGAGGAUGUAGAAGGAGAAGAUGAUGAAGAUGAAGUGAGCGGGGAGGAAGAAGAAUUUGGACAUGAUGGGGAAGUUGAUGAAGAUGAAGAAGAUGAGGAUGAAGAUGAGGAUGAAGUUGAGGUGUACCAUCCUAGUGUGCAGACCUACCAAACACUGCCCUUUUCUGUGACCUUCAGCUUUCUCACAGCCCCAUCAGGGUGUGCUGACAUCAACUUCAAUGCGGCUGAUGAUACUGCUGUGGUGACAGUUUGGCACUCUCUCCCUAGCCUAGAGCAAAUUGUAUCUGGAGGCGUAGGCAGAAAGCUCGCUGCUGCCACAGGCUCCACCGCGCUGGAGGGGCGGGGCUUGCUUUUCUCCCCGCUCUCUGCAGAGGAAGGCUCCGAUUGGCUGUCGAGCGAGACGGUGUCCGCGGAUUGGCUGCGCGGCAGCCGCCGGCUGACGUGGCGGGGCCAAGACCUGCGGGCCUGCGCGGCGAGUGCGGAAACGCCCGGGGCUGUAAGCGGGCGCAGAUGA
Molecule: messenger RNA, 1571 nt
Organism: Mus pahari (shrew mouse)
Lineage: Eukaryota; Metazoa; Chordata; Mammalia; Rodentia; Muridae
Gene: Anp32b
Product: acidic nuclear phosphoprotein 32 family member B
Exons: 8
Coding region: 423-1571 (382 amino acids)
Biological process (GO): regulation of apoptotic process
Cellular component (GO): nucleus
Molecular function (GO): histone binding
Source: RefSeq, a predicted model, not a curated record